This is a messenger RNA of Neurospora crassa OR74A, 4039 nucleotides long. It is a transcript of the gene cys-3, whose product is annotated as regulatory protein Cys-3. The transcript has 2 exons. The coding region runs from base 930 to 1931 and encodes 333 amino acids. Gene Ontology annotation, biological process: regulation of transcription by RNA polymerase II. Lineage: Eukaryota; Fungi; Ascomycota; Sordariomycetes; Sordariales; Sordariaceae. Gene Ontology annotation, molecular function: DNA-binding transcription activator activity, RNA polymerase II-specific; RNA polymerase II transcription regulatory region sequence-specific DNA binding. The record is from RefSeq and is a predicted model, not a curated record. Gene Ontology annotation, cellular component: nucleus.
CGACUUUUCCACUUUCAAGUUCCAUUCCCGGUUCCGUCUUCAACGACACACACACACUUUCUUCACACAAACACUCGGACCCUGACUGAACACUGAGCAACUGAACAUCAUAAUCAACACCAUCGCAAUACAUCGUUGCUUUUUAGAAAAAGUAUGAUUCGGGUGGCAUUUGUGUGUUUUCUUGCAAUCAAACCUCUCUCGUCCCCCCAUCUUCGUGCCCGUCGCCGUCGUUGACCAUACCUUGCAAAUUUCCCUCCGCCGACGACGGCCCCCUCCAGUUCCAACCCUGGCCAACCUUGGAGCCUACAUCUGACGAUAAACCGUACCGGCCAAAUACAUAUCAAUAGUAUCACGCCGCUGACUCGCUGGAAACAACGGUACAUACUGCCGAAUCAUUCGACCCCGUUCAAGAACAAACCCACUUGUCUCGACCAGGAGUCGCGGCUCAGGGCUUCGUCCAAGGCUCCAGUCUCAAUAUCUCCGACUGGGACCGGACCCCAUUCGAGUCCCAUUCGACUCCAGUUGUCCGGUUCUCGAGAGGCUCCAGUUUGAGAGGCUCCAGUGCCCCGCCCCCGUGGUGCUCCUCCAGUCAUCAGCUCCAGCGCUCCCGGCCCCCCCGUCGCUGCCCCUGCGUUGGUCUCCUCGCACGCUUAGUUUCCAUCCCGUCCAACUCAGUUAAACAUUUACCAUCCCGGUGCCAUCCUCUCCUCCCAAAAUCUACCCUUCUUUCUCGACUACACACCAGAACAACCAAGGAAGGUCAAUCGACUGCAUAUCCCCGACACUACUCCAGCACUCGCCUGGCAAGGCGCGCCAGCGUUGUGACGUUCACACCGUCUACACUUUAGAAAGAGAAGGAAGAACUUGGUUAUCAAGGGCGCUCUGAGAAAUACCACUCGACCGACAACACCACACAAACCAUCGUCAAAAUGGCCGGCAGUCGCAUCAACUUCACCAACUAUCUGCGCAACCUGAAUGUGCAGGAGCCGCAGGUCGAGGAGUAUGUGGCUCCCAAUGACGAGGAGCUUGCGCUAUUUACCAACACCAACUUCUUUGACUACGAGACGGGCCAGAACACCGACUACCAGGCGCCGCCUGUCAAGCCCGAUGCUGUCGUCGCUCCUACUCCCGUCGAGACUGCGGCGACAUCGCCCGAGGUGCCGACCGAUGCCUUCAUGACCGAAUUCCUGUCGGGCCUCGACCAGGGCUUGGAAUUUGCUGCUCCUGCAGCCGACUUCAACUUUGGCGACUUCACCACCACCUACACCUCGCCCACCAUCCCGGCCUACCCAGACACUCUAGGCCAGCUCCAGCCCAUUCAGCCCAACCCACAAGCCGCCUACCCUCCGGUCUCGCAGCACCAUGCGUCUCAUCACGUUCAGCAUCCCCACCAGCCCGGCUAUGUCCUUUCCAACCCUCCCCAGCUAAGCGGCAACAAGCGCAAGGCUAGCGAUGCCAUGUCUGUCCCCCCCACUCCCGGCGCUCGCGUCAUGAGCUUCGAGGAGGCCUCUCGCCUUGCCGCCGAGGAAGACAAGCGAAAGCGCAACACCGCAGCUAGCGCCCGGUUCCGCAUCAAGAAGAAGCAGCGCGAGCAGGCGCUCGAAAAGUCGGCCAAGGAGAUGAGCGAGAAGGUCACCCAACUUGAGGGACGCAUCCAGGCUCUCGAGACGGAGAACAAGUGGCUCAAGGGCCUCGUCACGGAGAAGCACGGCAGCAAGGAGGACAUUCUCAAGCUUCUCCGCGAGUUCUCAGCCCACGCUGCCAAGGUUUCCAAGGAUGCUGCUGCGGCCGCGGCUGACAAGGCUGAGGCUGCCGCUGACAAGGCUGAUGCUGAACGCGCCAGGGAAGAGAGCUCCUUCUGUGUCUCCACCUCUUCUCCCAGUUCCGAUGAAUCCGUCGACACGGACAACAAAAAGAGGAGGAAGGACUAAGGCCGAGCUUUCGGUGACGAUGACCAGUUAGUUGUGGAGGAAAAGGGGGUUUGUGGUCAGAGGGUUUUUGGCUUAACAGUGGAUAUACAUCAUCAUACUGUCUGAGGCGUUUUCGCGUUGCUUUUGCUUCACUUUUUGGUUUUGGCUUUUCAUUUUAUUUUUUGGUCCUGUGGUCGUUCGUGAUGGAAGGAGAGUUGGCGGCAGUAGUUUUGCUUGCUUCUUCCUCUUUUUCUUAUCACGUUCACUCUUAUCAGCAUUCUGCUCAGCGGUAAUCCCGUCUUGGGCUGCAUCUGACUUUGGUUGGUCGGGUGUAUUGCGUGCGUGUGCCUGCAGAGGUGCAAAUGGGUGGACGGAUCGACGGACGGACGAACAGACGGAUGGAUGGUACGACAUGAAUGAUAUGAGAUAUCACAAUGGUGGCUACAGGACUCCGGUAUAACUAUAUUCAUGGCGGUUACAGGACUCCGACAUUGGCGGUUACAGCACUCCCCUCAAACAUGAAGAUCUGAAAGAAAAGAUUUUGAUGAAACGAGUCAUGGAAAAAAGAAGAAUACAAUGGGUGUGUGAUGUGGAAGAGUUUCGUGUUUUGGCUUUAGCUUUUGAAAUGCGUGAUACCAUGUUGGAUAUUGGGAAUCUGGACGGGAGUAAGGAUGGAACAUUCACAUUUACAAUGAAUAUACAAGAGAAAUGCAAAGUAUAGUACAGGAAACAUAAACAACCAUGCCAUGAAGUCAUGAAACCGGGGGUUUAAGUCCCCUAACCCAUUGUUUUUAUCUCAUCAGUUUUUCUUCCUUAAACCCUCUUAACACAAAUACAUACAGUUACAUACCCUCCCCAUUCACCCUCCCCUCCCGCAAAUUCGUCAACCGCAACUGAUUCCUCUUUCCCAAGAUCCUCAGGGUAUUCUCCCUUUCAAUCUCCGUCAUCUCGGGCCAAUUCGCAAUCCGCGAAAUCGUUCCAUCUUUGUGCACCACCAUUGGGCCCAGAUUAUCCAAGGCAACAGCUUGUCCGUUGACCGUGACUACCUUUGGUUGUUGAUCUGGAGAAACGGGGGUGGCCGUCUCUGGAGAAGGUAAAGGGAGGGGGUUACCGUUGUUUUCGAGCUUUUGGUGUUCUACGGAGAGGGGGUCGGCGAGGGGGUCGUCGGUUACCUCUUCUGGGCCGAAUUGGGUUGGUCGGUGGGGGGGAGUAGUGGUAUCGGCGACGGAGGCCGUAGGGUGGGUGCUGGAUGUGGAAGUGGAUGAGGUGCUGCCGGGGAUGGGUGACGUGCUUGAUGAGCAGCCCGUUGCGGGGUCCGCUUUUGAGGUAGAAGUAGUAUCCAUCUUUUUUUGCGCUCUGGAAGUAUGAAAGAGCCUUGAGCUGAGAGUCUGGGUAAUAGGUACCGGUGGUACUGGUACUCUCUUGGUGCUGAUCUGGGAGGGAAGAGAUCGCGUUGAAAAUCUGCGCGCUGCUGAUGCUGCUGGCCUGAGGAGGCUAUACAUCACAGCACGGUAUGUUUCUUCUUUGAAUGGUCCGUUGAUGACCACUCUCUAGGUAUGGAAAGAGUGGUUGGUGAGACCAGCUGGGUUUGAUCUGUCUGGUGGUGCCGGUGGUGGUAACUCCACUGAAGCCGAGGGUUGAGUGCUUGUGUUUAGGUAGGUAUCUCUAGGUAAACCGAAACUGGAAGGUACCGGUACCUCAAGCUCAAGCUCAAGAAGCGUGGGGGUCUCGACCGUCUCUGAGAGGUCUAGGUCUUUUUUCGACAGCGUUGCUUUGAGAUUCAAUAGUCGGUUCGUAGGCAGUCGUUGUGAGCGAGAUGGUGGUGAUGCUCGGUUGCGGUUUAGUGUACCACACGAUGAUUCGUCCGGACUGGCUGUCCGGCUGUUCUGUUUGACUAGCAGCUGUUGCAAGCGUCGACUAGACUUGUCUUUGGUGUAUGUAGUUGUGGAUGAAUGGAUCUGGUCAAGAGCAAGCCGCGGUUGAACAGUGAAAUGCGGCGGACGCGGAUAUGGAUCUUGGACAAGGAUGUGCGCAACAGAGAGAAAAAUAAGCCCGUGGUGAUGUGUUGUCAGACUUUGUUUUGGGUAUGGCUUCGGCGUUUUGAUGGGUCUGGGCUUCGUCGCAAGCUU